Messenger RNA from Triticum turgidum subsp. durum (durum wheat), 1308 nucleotides. The record is from the annotation of a GenBank genome assembly. NCBI's taxonomy places the organism in Eukaryota, Viridiplantae, Streptophyta, Magnoliopsida, Poales, Poaceae.
AUGGAUACUCCGAGUAUGCCACCCACCCAACACCAGCCAGCCGACUCGCAUCCCUACUCUGUCACCUUGGAUAUCGGCAGUCCCUCCUCCUUGUUCGGACGCUCCUGCGGUGGCAUCGACCUGCGGUGGGUGCGCUCCGUGGCCGCCGGGGGCAUCUUCUCCGUGUUCCUCCUCGCGGCCUACCUGAUCGCAUUCCCCUCCACCACAAUAUUCCAUCAACGGUACCCCUCCUCUGCCACCUCGUCUACCUCGUCGCAGGCCGGGACCCCACGCUUCGCCUACCUCGUCUCCGGUUCGGCUGGCGAAGCCGGCAGGCUGCGCCGCUGCCUCCUCGCGCUCUACCACCCACGGAACCACUACAUCCUCCACCUGGACGCGGAGGCGUCCGACUCGGAGCACGCCGAGCUGGCGGCCUUCGUGGCCGAGCACCCGGUUCUUGCCGCCGUGGGCAACGUGCGCGUGCUGCAGAAGGCCAACCACCAAGGGAGCAUCACCAUGGUAACCACCACGCUGCACGCCGCCGCCAACUUCCUGCCCGGCCCCGGCGCCGACUGGGACUGGUUCAUCAACCUCUCCGCCUCUGACUACCCGCUCGUCACGCAGGACGAUCUGAUGGACGUGUUCUCGCGGCUGCCGCGUGACCUCAACUUCAUCGACCACACGAGCGACACGGGCCGGAAAGCGUCCUCGAGGGCGAUGGCGGGGAUCGUCGACCCGGGGCUGUGGAAGAACGAUACCGAGAAGCAGGAGCUGCCCACCGCCUUCACACUCUUCAAAGGUUCUGCUUGGACGGUGUUGUCACGGCCAUUCGUCAAGUACUUGAUCCGGGGGUGGAACAACCUCCCGCGCACCCUCCUCGUCUCCUACGCCAACCUCGUCUCCUCUCCAGAGGCCUACUUCCACACCAUGGCCUGCAACGCCGAGGAGUUCCGGAACACCACCGUGAACCACGACAUGCGCUACAUCUUCUGGGGCGACUUCCCUGCGCAUCAACCGGAACUCAUCAACUCCAGCCACUGGGACAGGAUGCUCGACAGUGAUGCCCCCUUCGCAUGCAAGUUUGGCCAGGACGACCCAGUGCUUGACAGGAUCGACGUAGGGCUCCGGUCGCGGCAGCCCGGCAUGCUUGCCCCCGGCAGCUGGAGCAUCGGUGAUACCGGCGGCGAUGGCUCCUUCUGGAUCGUGAGGGACGCGACGCCACUGCGUCCUGGCCCUGGAGCAGCCCGGCUGCAGCGGCUCGUCACGUCGCUCUUGUCUGAGGACAACUUCCGGCCAAAUCAGUGCAAGUUAGUCGAUGACAACGCCUGA